Messenger RNA from Lampris incognitus (smalleye Pacific opah), 3987 nucleotides. RefSeq names its product WD repeat-containing protein 7. Gene Ontology annotation, cellular component: cytoplasm. The coding region runs from base 125 to 3853 and encodes 1242 amino acids. Gene Ontology annotation, molecular function: protein binding. Lineage: Eukaryota; Metazoa; Chordata; Actinopteri; Lampriformes; Lampridae. The transcript is spliced from 27 exons. The record is from RefSeq and is a predicted model, not a curated record.
GUUUAGAGGCGUUUUAAUUUAUUUGUGUCUUAAAAAAUACAAACGCUGCGUGGGACCGUUGAAGACGCUUCCAGGAGACAAGGACAUGCUACAGUAGAGACUUCGUCACCGACAGACCGCCAUAAUGUCAGGGAACAGCCUGGUUCUACCCAUAGUGCUCUGGGGCCGCACAGCCCCAACGCACUGCAUCAGUAGUUUGUUGGUGAUGGAUGACUUCAGCACCAUCAUCACCGGCUGCCACGAUGGACAGAUCUGUCUGUGGGACAUGACGCCUGAACUAGAGAUCUGUCCCAGGGCCAUGCUGUUUGGUCACACAGCCUCUAUCACCUGUCUGUCGAAAGCCAGUGCUUGCAGUGACAAGCAGUACAUUGUCAGUGCGUCAGAGAGCGGGGAGAUGUGUUUAUGGGACGUGAAUGAUGGACGCUGCAUUGAGUUUACCAAGCUUGCAUGUGCACACACUGGUAUACAGUUUUACCAGUUCUCUAUUGGUACACAGAGGGAGGGCCGUCUACUGUGUAACGGCCACUACCCAGAAAUCCUUGUAGUGGAUGCCACCAGCCUGGAGGUCCUCUAUUCAUUGGUGUCCAAGAUAUCGCCUGACUGGAUCAGCUCCAUGAGUAUUAUACGAUCUCAUCGCACACAGGAAGACACAGUGGUAGCGGUGUCGGUGACUGGGAUACUGAAGGUCUGGAUAAUCACUGCUGAGGUUAGCAGGAUGCAGGACCUCGACCCAGUGUUUGAAGAGGAGUCCAAACCCAUCUACUGUCAGGGCUGUCAGAGCAUCUCCUUCUGUACCUUUACUCAAAGCAGCCUGUUGGUGGUUUGCUCCAAAUACUGGCGGGUGUUCGAUGCAGGUGACUACUCUCUGUUGUGUUCGGUGGCCAUUGAGAACGACCAGGCGUGGACAGGAGGGGAGUUCAUAGCAGCAGACAAAGUGAUCAUCUGGACUGAAGAUGGUUGCAGCUACAUCUACAAACUGCCUGCUAGCUGCCUCCCUGCCAGUGAGCAUUUCCGUAUUGACGUAGGAAAGACCAAGGAGGGCGCCGUCCCUCCUCUUGUCUACAGCAUAGCCGACCGCUCCGACAAACAGCUCCUUAUCUGCCCUCCUGUAACGCGGUUCUUCUUUGGUCGCCGGGAACCUUUCCAUAAACUACUGAUCCAAGGAGACUCGGCCGGGAGACUGUCCCUGUGGAGCAUACCUGACAUGUCACCUCUGCAACCACUGUCUUCUACCGCAGAGCUCCAGGUGUCAUCUACCAUCAGCCUGCAGGAGGCGUUUGAUAAGUUGACCCCUCUGUCUGCAGGGAUCAUUGACCAACUCAGUGUUACAUCAGGGGGAAAUGAACCCAUUAAGGUGACAGCCAGUGUGUACAUCCCCUCCCAGGGCAGGCUGGUGUGUGGGAGAGAAGAUGGCAGCAUCAUCCUGGUCCCCGCUACACAGACUGCAAUAGUGCAACUACUGCAGGGGGAACACAUGCUGAGAAGAGGCUGGCCUCCUCAUCGUACGCUGCGUGGGCACCGGAACAAGGUGACGUGUGUUCUGUACCCGUACCAGAUCUCUCCCCGCUAUGACCAGCGCUCCCUGGUGUCUGGAGGAGUGGACUUCUCCGUCAUCGUCUGGGACAUUUUCACUGGAGAGAUGAAGCACAUCUUCUGUGUCCACGGCGGGGAGAUCACCCAGCUCAUCGUGCCGCCUGAGAACUGUAGUGGCAAUUUACCCAAAUACUCCCACAACUCCUUGGUGGUCCAGGCCAUGAAGACCAACGUCACAGACCCCGAUAUGCACGUCCUGUUCUUCGACGUGGAGGCUGUGAUCAUCCAGCUGCUGACGGAGGAGGCGCAAAGACCGAACCCAACGCUGGUCUCCCCAGAAACUCUUCAGAAGAGCCAGGCCGGGGCCGACAAGGGGGGGUCUUUCCUGGCAAACAAGAUCUUCAAACAGGUCAAAGAGACCAUGAAGGAGACUAUCAAGGAGCACCUCCUGGAUGAGGAUGAAGACGAGGAGGAGGAGAUGAGGAGGCGUGAGGAGAAGUCCAAAUCCCUCAGUCUCCUGGAGUAUAACCUGACGAUGGACACCGCCAAGCUCUUCAUGUCCUGCCUCCACGCCUGGGGCCUCAAUGGAGCCCUGGACGAGGUCUGCCUCAAUCGUCUGGGCAUGCUCAAACCACACUGCCCCAUCUCCUUCGGGCUGAUCUCCAGAGGAGGCCACAUGUCCCUCAUGCUGCCCACAUUUAAGGAGUCUUUGCUGGUUCAGCUGUCCCUGGCUACAGGCAGGAAGUUGAGUCUCUCUGAUAUUGUUGGUAAGGGGACAUAUGGCGUCUCCAGGGCUGUCACCACCCAGCACCUCCUCUCCGUCAUCUCAUUGGCCAACACUCUGAUGGGCAUGACCAACGCCACGUUUGUUGGAGAGCACAUGAAGAAAGCACCGGUCAGGCCUCCCAGACCCGGGACCCCUGAGACUCCAAGGAAGACGUCCGCCACCCCUCCCCAGCCUUCCAACCCGGCUUUACAGGCCCAGAUCAAACAAGGUUGGAGCCAGCUAGCUGCCAUGCACUGUGUGAUGCUACCAGACCUGCUUGGCCUGGACAAGUUUCGACCUCCCCUGCUGGAGAUGUUGGCCAGGAGGUGGCAGGACCGCUGCCUAGAGGUGCGAGAGGCAGCCCAGGCGCUCCUAUUGGCCGAGCUGAGGCGGAUCGGCCAGUCGGGGCGUAAGGACACCAUUGACUUGUGGGCACCCUACCUACCUCAGUAUGUGGACAGUGUCAGCUCUCGCUGCCUAAGCAACCUUCCUCCGAACGCCAAGAAAAUCUCCAACUCCUAUGAAGAGCGUAGAAAGCAAGCCACCGCCAUCGUGUUGCUCGGGGUGAUAGGGGCGGAGUUCGGUGCCGAGAUCGAACCACCCAAAGGUAAGGCCCUGACCUUCCUGCUGCUACAGCCACCCAGCCCCAAGCUGCCGGCACACAGCACCAUCCGGCGUACAGCCAUCGAUCUGAUUGGUCGAGGUUUCACAGUGUGGGAGCCUUAUAUGGACGUGUCAGCGGUGCUGAUGGGACUGCUGGAGCUCUGCGCAGAUGCUGAGAAACAGCUAGCCAAUAUUACCAUGGGUCUGCCACUAAACCCUCCAGCUGACUCUGCUCGGUCAGCCCGUCAUGCCCUCUCUCUCAUUGCCACUGCCCGGCCACCCGCCUUCAUCACGACCAUCGCUAGAGAGGUUCAUCGUUACAACGCGGCUCAGGCCAACUCUCAGUCACAGCAAAACGUUCACACCACCACCCUGGCCAGAGCUAAGACCGAGAUCCUCAGAGUCAUCGACAUCCUCAUUGAAAAGAUGCCUGGCGAUGUUGUUGACCUGCUGGUAGAGGUCAUGGAUAUCAUUAUGUACUGUAUUGAAGGCUCCUUGGUCAAGAAAAAGGGACUGCAGGAGUGCUUCCCUGCUAUCUGCAAGUUCUAUAUGGUGGGGUACUGUGAUCGCAGUCAUCGGAUUGCUGUUGGGGCUCGGCAGGGGUCUGUUGCCCUCUACGACGUCCGUACAGGAAAAUGUCAGAACAUCCAUGGUCAUAAGGGUCCAAUUACAGCCGUGUCCUUUGCCCCUGAUGGACGUUACCUUGCCACAUACUCCAGUGCCGACAGCCACAUCUGCUUUUGGCAGAUGAACACCGGUCUGCUGGGAAGUAUCGGCAUGUUGAACUCAGCUCCCCAGCUGCGUUGCAUUAAGACCUACCAGGUUCCCCCGAUCCAGCCCGCCUCUCCGGGCUCCCAGAACCACCUGAAGCUGGCCUGGCUCGUCUGGACCUCCAACCGUAAUGUCAUCCUGAUGGCUCAUGACGGCAAGGAGCAUCGCUUCAUGGUCUGAGGAGUCACGAGGCCUGAAUGGAUCUUAAUCCAGGUGUAGUCCUGCUGGAACUCCACACCUUAGUUUCCAUCUGGUCCUUGUGGUCUUGCUCUAAGCUCCAUCUGCAGAUUUAAAAUACAUCUUGUUUCACACAA